UCUCCUGCAGUUGACUUUCUGAUUGACUAACCACUGGACAACUACAGCAGCUUGAGAACAAAACCUUAACCUGGACAGCAGUCGGGACAAAUUCAGUUUUAAAUUAAAACUGAUUUGUGUAAGGUGUUCAGUACAAGAUCCAGAUUGCUGACGAGUGCAGAAUGGAGAUGAGUCGUGGCAUACUCACUCAAUCAGAUGCAGACAUUUAUAUGAAAGAGGACAAAGUGGAGACUCUCUGGAAAAGAAGCAACUGGGAAAAUAUGAAAUCAGGUGGAAAGACUACAAGAGGCAGAUGUUACAGACUGACUGCAGUGUGUUUGCUGCUGCUGUGUGUUCUCCUGCUGACUGCUGUCACAGUGAUAUGGACCAAAUACAACACCAUGACUACAGAGAGAGACCAGAUACAGAUCAGUUACAAUAACCUGACUAAAGAGAGAGACCAGUUACAGAAACAAAAAGACGGAUUUCAGAAGAUGUUGAAUAAUUUGGAUUCACUUUUCAGUAAGGGGUGGCAAUAUUUCAACUCUCAUAUUUACUACAUCUCUACUGAGGAAAAAAACUGGGAUAAGAGCAGACAGGACUGCAGAAAGAGAGGAGCAGACCUGGUGAUCAUUAACAGCAAAGAGGAACAGGAGUUUAUCGCGAAACAGCUGGGCAGCAAACGGGCUUGGAUUGGUCUAAGAGACAGAGACACAGAGGGGGUGUGGAAAUGGGUGGAUAAUACACUACUGACCACUGCGUACUGGGAUGAGGGGGAACCGAAUAAUGAUGAAGAUCAUGAGGACUGUGCAGAGAUUAUGGGUUUUCCAAAAACUAAGCUCUGGAAUGACAGGAAAUGCUCAGAUACUGAAUUAUGGAUCUGUGAGAAAAGUUAUUUUUAGGCUCUUUUUUUCAAUAAGAGCUGACUUCCAAUGACACCAACUGAAAAAUGCUUUAGACAUGCAUAACCUUUUAGAAAAAUGCUAGCUUUAGACAUGCUUGAGCUGGGAAUUUAAGUUGCAGAAUUGUUUGUGUAAUGCUUUGUGUAUAUCAUCUUGUAUUAAAAUUAAGAUUUUAUUUCUACUUGGUUUUUGACAAAAAAUGUAAAUUUCUACAAAUAAA
Messenger RNA from Hemibagrus wyckioides, 1101 nucleotides. Its product is annotated as CD209 antigen-like protein C. The transcript is spliced from 5 exons. The record is from RefSeq and is a predicted model, not a curated record. The coding region runs from base 162 to 881 and encodes 239 amino acids. Lineage: Eukaryota; Metazoa; Chordata; Actinopteri; Siluriformes; Bagridae.